Messenger RNA from Eimeria necatrix, 1893 nucleotides. RefSeq lists its product as hypothetical. The transcript is spliced from 2 exons. Bases 1 to 1893 code for a protein of 630 amino acids. Lineage: Eukaryota; Apicomplexa; Conoidasida; Eucoccidiorida; Eimeriidae. The record is from RefSeq and is a predicted model, not a curated record.
AUGUGCUCUAUGCUGCUGCCUAUUAGACAGUCUUGGCAUUUUUUUUCGGCAAUUUGGCAUCAGGGCUGCGCUGAGAUCGCACUGGCCAGUUUUGAAUUGCCCCUGCUGGCCUCGCUGCUGUCUCUGAGUCUUCGCACUCGGUUGCUGCAAGAGGGGGGCUGGAUCCACUGCGGCGACGCCAUGCAGCACAUGCUGGACUCCGCCGUGCUGCAGCAGCAGCCGGAAGAGCAGCAAAAGCGAGCCUACGUGAACUGCCCCGGGUUCAGCUUUGGAGUCCGAGUCGUCAGCUGGGGCCCCCAGAAAGCAGGGGGCCCCCUGCUGGCCCACGGCCAGCUAAGAGUGAUGCCCUUCAUCUAUCGGGUGCUCCCAAUAAAAGAACAAGAAGAGCCAGGCAGAAGUGUGUACUGCCUUCCUCGGCUCGUGUCGCCUGCCACUUUGGAGCGGCAGCAGCAGCAGCCGCCCCAGGACAGCCCCUUAAGAUCCAAAGAGGAGUUCAAGCUGUUCUGGCCUCGAGUGUCUUCGCAGGCCAAAGGACUUGUGGCUGCUCGCGCCUUCUACUGCCUUUCAAAGUGUGCAAUUUUGCAUGCAGCCGCCAUCACUGUAGCAGUACCCGCUGGUCUGCCUAGCUUCCAACCCCGGCCACCUCAGGGGCCCCUCCAAUCAACAACUGUACAAAAAGACUCUUCUCUUGCUGCUGCUGCUCCUAAGGAGGAGCCGCGACCCCAGGCAACUUUUGCAGAACUGAACCAGCCCGGAGCGGGGCCUGGAGGUCCCGACCGGCUGCUGCCUCCCCCUUGCCUCUCGAAACGUGCAAAGACAGCGGAGCUUGAGGAGGAUACAGAAAAAGCCCCUCAGCUGAACUCUUGUACAGAAGCCCCAGCAGAAGUGCCCGAAGAGGCGGAAAUAGAUGAAGAAGACACAAGCGAAAAGAUGGACGAAGAAAGAGAACAAACGGAACAACCUGCCGCAAUUGUCACAAGGCCGCUCCCGCCACUAGCUACGUACUCAAAGGGGCGGCUAGCCGCAGCGGCAGCAAAAUUUGAAAGACUGACCACGCAGCAGCAGCACCAACAACUAAAAAAGCUGGAGCAGCAAACGUUACCACAGAAACGCAUAGAGGCUGUCACCACAAGCGCUCAGAGCAGAACUUCUUUUCAAGCGCCCGCAGUUGCAGCGAAGCCCGCAGCAGCAAAUGCUUCAAGAAAAAGCGCUGGAGGCGCUGCAGCAGCUCACGGAACUGCUGCAGCACCUGCGGAAAGAAAAAUGAGUUCAACAGUUCCUCUGGCUACUGAAGCAACUUCGAAAUCCAAUAAGGCGGCGAAAGCAACUGCAGGCGCAUCCCUGGCAGCUACUUCAACUGCAGCAGCAACAUCUGCAGUUACAGCUAGUGCUGCAACGCCGGUGGGAGCAGCAAACAAUCCAGUUCGUCAUGUGGCAACUGAAGAAACUGCAACAGCUCCUGCGUUAGCUGCAAAAGCACCUUCGGUAGCAGCGCCAGAAAAUGUCGCUGCAGGACUGGUAACACAAGCAACAGCUAUGGCAAGAGUACCAGCUACAGCAGAGUCUGCAGCAAAAGGAUCUGAAGCAUCAGUAAGAGUAGAGACUGAAGAGCAAGGCACAGUCUUGACACAAUCUACGAAAAAACGCGGGAGGUCAUCAAAGAAGCCGAAGCUACAGCAGCCUCUAGACCAGUCUCAGCAACAACGGCAGCAACAGCUGCUACUGCAGCAAUCACAAAACGCUGCCCUGUCUGAAGGUCAGAGUGCUGCAUGCGUUCCCCCAGACAUUCCCCUUGCCGCGCUGCCGACUGCAGCUACAGAUGCCCCAAAGAAGAAAGGAGCAAAGCCACAAGGCGCGAAAGGCUCUCGACGAGGUGGAAAGGGAGCCAACUAG